Orbilia oligospora ATCC 24927 is the source of this 804-nucleotide messenger RNA. RefSeq lists its product as uncharacterized. The record is from RefSeq and is a predicted model, not a curated record. The transcript has a single exon. The coding region runs from base 1 to 804 and encodes 267 amino acids. Lineage: Eukaryota; Fungi; Ascomycota; Orbiliomycetes; Orbiliales; Orbiliaceae.
AUGAUCUCCAGACUCCCCCCACCACCAAUGAUCCCCCCACCCCCCACCACUCCAGAAAUCACCUUCACAGUCCGCGGAAUCCGCCUCGUAAACCGCGAAUGGUCCCUCCGGGACGCCUCCUUCCCCAUAACAAUCACCAAUUCCGCCACAGACCCCACCCUCUCCGCCACCGAAGCCUCCAUCAUGCUUCGCGAAGACGCCGUGGGUCUCUACCACCACAACUCCAAAACCUACAUCCCCAUCCGUCAAAUCUACCUCCACUCCGAAUACCUCACCGGAAGCGAAGAAAGUCUUCGAUCGAGGAGUAGCUCCAGAGCUAGUAGCACAAGAAGUAGUAAUAGUAGUGCUGAUAGGUAUGGUAGCAUGGAUUUCGGGUGUAGAGGCACUCGGACUUUUAACGAUAAGGUGUCACCGAUUGGUACUGAUGAUAUACAUCAUAGUGAUCGGAUGACUUCGGACGGGAAGGUUGUUUGGGAUGUUGUUUAUAGGAAACCUACUUCUUCUUCUUCUUCGGCAUCUUCCUCGUGCGGAAGCUCGACUUUUUCGUUCGAAAUGGGCGAUGAUUGUGAAGGAGACGAGGAGAGCAUGAGGGGAAAGAAAUUGGGGAAGUGGGCUGAUAUUAAGAGGUGUGCUUGGAUUCUAUGGGAUGGGACUUAUGUGUUUUUGAGCAUCAAGAGACCGUUGGUUUAUAUUGAGGAUUUACAGAGGGGGAUGUAUUCGACGACUUGGAGGGAGAGGGGCAGGAAGAAGGUCGGGGCGUGGUUUGGACGGGAUAAGGGCAAAGAGGAGUUUAAGCUCUGCUGA